AUGUUGCUGCAUCAACACCUUCUUAAAUGUACGAGUGCAAAGUCUGCCUCUGUACAGGAGGUACGAUCAGCCGAAGGCACAACGUUGUGCCUUCUGGGGCUGGAAACCUCCUCGAGACCAGAUGAGGACUCGUUCCUAGGGGAGAUGCUGAACGGACCCCGAGAUUGGGUGAACCAGUAUCUGGGCAAGCACACAAGAGGUCAAUAUUUAGCCGUGCAGCGAAGACGCUACGCCUUUGGAGAUGCUGAACUGGGAGGAGGAAACAUUCAGCCCAGGUCACCUGAAGACCAGACCCAAGAGUCGGUUGCAGAAACAGGACCGAAACCAGGAGGUGUGCAGUCCAAUGGCUGGUCCGUUCAUGUCCCAUCUGAUGUUACUGGGGAACUCGGGAAGAUGGUUAUCCUGCCCUGCACUUUCACACACCCCUACAAAACAUUUGACCGGACUCUCACUGCCAUUUGGAGGAUCAAGGAACCUUACAAUGGCACGAUAGUUUUCAAGUGCGUUAGUCAGAGCGCCAGCGAGCUCUGCAAGACUGCCAUCAGCUACAAAAACAAGUACAAACUGCUCGGCAACCCUCGGCACAAGGACCUUUCCAUCAGGAUUGACAAUCUGACCUGGAGCGACAGUGAGAGAUACUUCUGCCGGGUGGAGUUGUCCGGAGCUAUCCAUGCCAAAUACGAACGCAGGAAGAUAAAGCUGCAUUUGAUUGCUGCCCCCAGGAUCAUUAACAUCACUGUCAGCUCCAACGGGGAUCACACCUUCCAGGCACGCUGCACCGCCGAGGGGGAGCCAGCGCCUGCUCUGACCUGGACCGGACCACCCUACAGCAACCUCACCUCCAUCACCUCCAUGAACCACCGUGUCACCAAGGAGCUCCGGUACCUGACCCACGACGGAAAAUACACCUGUACUGCUGUCAACAGCCACGGGAGAGCAGAGGGGGCUGUGUACUUCUAUAAAUUCAAAGCAUCCAACAGCUCCUUCCUCCUGAUCCUGAUCUUUGUGCCGCUGGGAAUUAAAGUGCUCAUUUUGCUGGUGAUACUGGGCUUCACCAUUUUCUCGAGAGGAGGCCACAGCUGCAAGACUCCACCUAUGAGAACUUUGACCGCAGACACGGCGGCGGCCAGACUUCGCCGACACAAAGAACAGCAUCGAGACGCAGCUGAGGACCUGGGCGGUCUCAACCGCACCCGCUUGCACGGUUCGAAUCGCUGCCUGCUCUGUACCAGGGGGCUUUUUCCCAGUGGACAUAAGACUGACGUUGACUGA
Pygoscelis adeliae (Adelie penguin) is the source of this 1272-nucleotide messenger RNA. RefSeq names its product sialic acid binding Ig-like lectin 15 (gene SIGLEC15). Gene Ontology annotation, cellular component: plasma membrane. The record is from RefSeq and is a predicted model, not a curated record. Lineage: Eukaryota; Metazoa; Chordata; Aves; Sphenisciformes; Spheniscidae. Gene Ontology annotation, biological process: regulation of actin cytoskeleton organization; regulation of osteoclast development; regulation of bone resorption.